AUGACGAGAAGGCUUCUGCCCGGCGCUUUUCUGCUGCUUCUGGCCGCCGCACACUGUUCGGCUACUUUGGUAAACGACGAAGUCAAGAGGACGGUGGACCUGAGCACUCAUUUGGCUAAGAUCACCGCUGACAUUACACUGUCCAACCAUGCUCGCUACGACGUCCAAAGCUUCAUCUUAACUGUGGAUCCCGAGCUUUACCCACACAUGGCAUACAUUGGAGCCUCGGUGCCAGGUGAUGAAGAGGAUGAUGGCCAACUUGACAUUUCGGAAACCAAAAUUACCGGCUUAAGCGGAGUCUUCUUCAAAGUAACUCUACCGUACACCUUGGUUGUUGGCAGAAAGAUUAAAGUAAAGGUGGAAAUGACUUUCAGUCACGUCCUCCAGCCCUUCCCCUCAGACAUCACUCAGGCUGAGCGGCAACUGGUAGUUUUUCAAGGCAACCACUAUUUCUACUCUCCAUACCCCACCCAAAUUCAGACAACACGUGUUCGCCUGGCAUCCAAAACGGUGGAGAGCUACACCAAGCUGGGCAAUCCCACCAAGACGGACGAGAUCAUUGAAUACGGCCCAUACCAUGAUAUGCCCCAGUUUAGCCAGGAUACAAUGAGGAUUCACUUUGAGAACAACACACCCUUUCUCGCCAUCAGUAGCAUUACUCGCACCAUCGAGGUGUCUCAUUGGGGCAAUAUUGCAGUGGAGGAGACCAUUGAUGUGAGGCACACUGGAGCUGUCCUGAAGGGCCCAUUUUCACGCUACGAUUACCAGCGUCAGUCAGACAGUGGCAUCUCAUCUGUUAAGUCCUUUAAGACUAUACUUCCAGCUUCUGCGCAAGAUGUCUACUACAGGGAUGAGAUUGGGAACAUCUCAACAUCCCACCUGCAGGUGCUGGAUGACUCUGUGGAGGUGGAGAUUAGGCCUCGCUUCCCUUUGUUUGGAGGCUGGAAGACCCAUUACAUUAUUGGGUACAACCUGCCCAGCUAUGAGUAUCUCUACACGCUGGGAGACGAGUAUGCACUGAAGAUGAGACUGAUUGACCACAUUUAUGACGACCAAGUCAUUGACUCAAUGACUGUGAAAAUCAUUCUGCCAGAGGGAGCCAAAAACAUCCAAAUGGAGACACCGUAUAAAAUCAAUCGCAUGCCAAAUGAAUUGCACUACACGUAUCUUGAUACCUUUGGCAGACCUGUGCUGGUCGCUACCAAGGACAACCUGGUGGAACAGCAUAUUCAGGAUGUUGUGGUUCGCUACAACUUCAAUAAGAUUCUAAUGCUGCAAGAGCCUCUAUUGGUUGUUGCGGCCUUCUACAUCCUCCUCUUCACUGUCAUCAUCUAUGUUCGCAUGGACUUCGCCAUAACAAAGGACCCAGCGGCUGAGGUGCGCAUGAAGGUGGCUUCCAUCACUGAGCAGGUUCUGACCCUGGUCAACAAGCGCCUGGGCCUGUACCGACACAUGGACGAGGUGGUGAACCGCUACAAGCAAUCUCGUGAUACGGGCGCACUCAACGGUGGCCGUAAGACCCUCGAGGCGGACCACCGUGCGCUCACCAACGAGAUCAGCUCACUGCAGGCUCGUCUCAGGACCGAAGGCUCGGAUUUGGCUGAAAAGGUCGGAGAGGUGCAGAAGCUGGACGGCCAGGUAAAAGAGCUAGUGAGCCGUGCGAGCCAGGAGGCAGAGCGACUGGUUGCCGGCAAAGUGAAGAAAGAGGCUUAUAUCGAGAAUGACAAGUCUCUGGCCAGCAAGAGACAGGAGUUAAUUGGCCGUAUCGACAGUCUACUGGAUGCUCUGUAA
Messenger RNA from Nerophis lumbriciformis (worm pipefish), 1791 nucleotides. The record is from RefSeq and is a predicted model, not a curated record. NCBI's taxonomy places the organism in Eukaryota, Metazoa, Chordata, Actinopteri, Syngnathiformes, Syngnathidae.